Molecule: messenger RNA, 1353 nt
Organism: Moesziomyces aphidis
Lineage: Eukaryota; Fungi; Basidiomycota; Ustilaginomycetes; Ustilaginales; Ustilaginaceae
Source: the annotation of a GenBank genome assembly
AUGGCGAAGCAGGCUCAAGGGUCGAUCGGCUACAACCAGCUCGAACGUAUCGACACGCUACUGUACCUCAUGGUAUACCCGCAAGAACCCAUGGUCAAGACGCGAACGAUCGAGCUCGUCGGGUACGACAAGCUGCCGGCGGGACAAAAUGCGAUGGUCGCCGUCAUGUCAUUCUCUGGCUACGAUAUCGAGGACGCGCUGCUGCUCAACAAGGCGUCCUUGGACCGUGGCUUCGGCCGCUGCCAGACCAUGAAGAAGUCUUCGACAGUGAUUCGCAAAUAUCCGAAUGGUACGCACGAUCGGCUGGCAGACGCGCCCGUUGACGAGGCCACUGGCAAGCGGCAGAAGCGCUACGAUAUCCUGGAAGCGGACGGCAUUGCGGGCGUUGGCGAGCGUGUCGAUCAAGGCGACGUCUACGUCAACAAGCAAACACCUGUCAAUGCCAACGACAACUCGUCCACGGCCAUCAUGAUCGGUGCCUCCAACGCCGCCGCCUCCGUCGCGUACAAGUCUGCGCCGCUGUCGUACAAGCCGCCUGUGUCGGGCUACAUCGACCAGGUGCUCAUCACAGAUACCGACUCGGACCAGACGCUCAUCAAAGCGCUUGUCCGCCAGACCCGCCGUCCCGAACUCGGCGACAAGUUCUCCUCGCGACACGGUCAGAAGGGUGUCUGCGGUCUGAUUGUCCAGCAGGAGGACAUGCCGUUCAGCGACCGAGGCAUCAACCCGGACAUCAUCAUGAAUCCACACGGCUUCCCGUCGCGCAUGACGGUCGGCAAGAUGAUCGAGCUCCUCUCGGGCAAAGCGGGCGUCGUCACGGGUACGCUCCAGUACGGCACGGCUUUUGGCGGCUCUCAGGUCGAAGACAUGUCGCGGCUGUUGGUCGAGAACGGGUACAACUACGCAGCGAAGGAAACGCUUACUUCUGGCAUUACGGGUCAACCUCUGGAGGCCUACGUCUACUUUGGUCCGAUCUACUAUCAGAGGCUGAAGCACAUGGUGCAGGACAAGAUGCACGCACGAGCGCGCGGCCCGCGUGCGGUUCUGACACGCCAGCCUACCGAGGGUCGUUCGCGCGACGGUGGUCUGCGUCUCGGUGAGAUGGAGCGAGACUGUCUCAUCGGCUAUGGCGCGACGCAGCUUUUGCUCGAGCGAUUGAUGAUUAGCUCGGACGCCUUCACUGUACACGCGUGCCAGAGGUGUGGUUUGAUGGGUUACAACGGCUUCUGCCCGUACUGCUCGAGCAGCAAGCACGUCGUCCAGCUCACCAUUCCGUACGGCACCAAGCUCAUGCUGCAGGAGCUCAUGGCCAUGCAGGUCGUCCCGCGCCUCGUGCUCGAGGACGCCAUUUGA